UAAAGAAAACGCAUUGAAUGAGAAGGUGUGUCCAAACUUUUGGCCUGUACUGUAUGCGUAUUUCUUUGCAAUAAAUACAAAAGAACACAUUCUGCCUGCACCUUGCUCCCUUUCCUCACCUCCCGGCAUUACAAACAGAGGGACACAAUAACCCGUGAGGGGCAGGUGAAAACCAGGAACUAAUACAGAGAUUCAAAAUAACUUACUCAAAAUAGCUGUGUGUGCAUUUUAUGGGUGCGCUGCUGCCAUCUGCUUCAACCAGCGGUUAGAACACCGGCGAGGGGGAGCACCGGAGCGGGAGAGACCACGCAGGGCCACGUGAAGCAGCCGUCACAGGUGUCCACGAUAUUUGCGCCCUCAGGUGGAACUGCAUUAACAUCGGACACGAUUGUGUGGUGGGAAUCACUGCAUGGGUUCAGAAACACUUCUGAAAACCACUGUCUGUGGGCACUGCAACCACCAAUGCAAUUUAACACCCGUUCAGUCCUCUAUGGUUUGCUUAUUCCCCCUGCCUUAAAGAAGAGGUGCACCAGAGUGAGACAUCUCACUGGCAAAUUCAGGUGGGAGCAAAAAGCAAGAACAGAGUCCCUUUCUUCUUUCCCUGCCUGCAUGCCUUGGCAUGUGUUGGUGAUAUGUCUCUGAGGCACUCACAUGGGGUCGGGGUAGACCAGUGUCCCAGUCUGGAUAAAAAAAUAAAUUGGUGCAUGUCUAGCUAUGAUUCUGUAGUAUCUCUGGCCAAUCUGCAGUCACUCCCUACCUAAAACAUUUUAGUGUAUUUAAAUUUACUCUGUACCAAAUGGCAGGUAAAAAUACAUUCAAUCUUGUCUUUAAAGUCAAGCAAAUUUAGAUGAAGUUGCCUUGACUUACCUAAACUAUUGAGUAAUUUGUAACACGCAUGCAACAUGAAUGGAAUAAUACUGAUACCAAUUCUAAAUGUCUCUGUUCAACACUUCCAGAUUGCAGUGGCACUUACAAAUACAGAAGUGGAUAAGAGUUUCCUUUGUGUUGAGUAAUUGUCACUGCUGAUCCAGCAGUUAUCACACUUCUGAUGAGUCCUCUUUUGCAUUAGUUUCGAUAUGUUCAGAUCACGUACAGGCUGCUGUUAUUAGCACAAGCUCUGUCCAUUCAAGUGAAUUAACAGCUGCGGUCUCUGGCUAUUUGUGCAGAACAUUAUGAAAGGGUUUUUUUUGGUUGCGUGACGUGCAAACUGAACUCUGCUGACCAUGAUUGGAGGGAAGGGCUAAACUGAGCUUUCUCUCUUCUAAGUCUUGCUAAACUCUGAUCUUUUUUUUUAGGUGAAGUCAGUUGAAGUUGUUUUCUCUCCUCUCUUCUUCUGCCCUUUGUGCUAUGCGUCUUUGAGCGCUCAGAAAUUCAGCCAAAAAAAGCCUCUUCUCUCUUUCAGUUUAUUUAUUAAGCAGUAUUAACAGUGUGACUGUUAGUGUAAAUUGUACUGUGACAAUUAAAUGAAUGGCUGUAGGACAUGGCUAAUGUGACAGACAUGGAUUUGGACCUGGGAGGGAUAUUUCUACAGAACAGCACCUUUAACUACGAAAACUAUGAUUAUAACGAGAACUACCCUUCUGAAGAUUGUAGUAGGGUGCAUUUUGGGACCGUUCUCCUCCCGGUGUUCUACUCCCUGACGCUGGUCCUGGGCCUGCUGGGUAAUGGGCUGGUCCUAGUGGUUCUUGUCAAGAGGAGGCGGAGCUGGAGCGUGACAGACACAUUUAUCCUGCACCUUGCUGUAGCUGACACCCUACUGCUCCUCACACUGCCUCUCUGGGCAGCUCAGGCCGCUGCGGGCUGGAGUUUUGGGACACCUCUCUGCAAGAUCACUGGAGCCAUGUUUAAAAUCAACUUUUACUGUGGCAUCUUCCUGCUGACCUGCAUCAGUCUGGACCGCUACCUGUCUGUGGUCCACGCUGUCCAGAUGUACUCUCGCAGGAAGCCCUGGAUGGUGCAGGUCAGCUGCCUGUCCGUCUGGCUCCUCUCCAUCCUCCUCUCCAUCCCUGACUGGCUCUUCCUGGAGUCUGUAAGUGAUACCAGACAAGAAAAAGCAGAGUGUAUCCAAAACUACCCAAUCUCCUCCCAGUCCGGGUUUGCCUGGCGCCUUGCUUCUCGCCUGCUCUGCCACAUAUUGGGCUUCCUCCUCCCCUCAGCAGUCCUGAUAUUCUGCUACUCAUACAUCCUUGUACGGCUGCUGCAUGGCUCCCAGGGUGCCCAGAAGCAAAGAGCUGUUCGGGUCAUUCUGGCCCUGGUGCUGGUCUUCUUCCUCUGCUGGACACCCUACAACAUCACCCUCAUGGUGGACACACUCCAUGGGACGCCUGUUGAAGGGUCCUUUGAGAAGGGGACAAUAGCUUUGAAGAACAGCCUGGCUAUCACGUUUGCUGUAGCCUGUCUUCACACCUGCCUCAACCCCAUGCUCUACCUAGGCCUUUGUAGAAACUUCUGCCACCAUGUGCUGCAUAUGGUGAUGUGUUCUACGGGGGUACAAGGUGUCCCCAGAAUCUCGCUGUGGGACUCAGGUAUAGUUGAGGACUCACCUGGCCAAGCAGAGGAGAAUGUCCAGUUAGACCAAGUUACUAGAAUGGGACAGGUACAGUCCCCCCAGAACUGAUGGUUAGGUAAAUUACUAGUUUUUUUUUCACCCAAUCUUUCUCCUCUUCUAAUAUUGUUAUACUUAAUUCACUGUUAUGGCCUUGCAUCAACUCCACAGUAGGUUCUGUUUCAUCAAAGGGCCUCCAAACAUGUCUCGCCAAGCCGUUAUGAUUCGUCACCUGCCAUCUAGGCAGUGUUCAGUGGUACACGCAAGUUUGAGUAUGAAAAACGUUUCCUUGCUUUACAAUCAUGAUUGACAUUGGGCAUCGUUGGUAUGCUGAAUCCUGGUCGCAACCCUGGCCACAAUGCUGCCGCGGUACUGCAAAGCACUGACUAAGGCCGCUUUUCUUUCAAUUGCACUUUAAUGGGAAAACAUUUCAAGAACAGUAUAUUCCUUACGUUUUCCACUCAGCAGCUUGUCUGAUCAUCAAGGAAAUAGAGGUAAUACUCUGUACAAAGCACUUUAAUUAUGUCAUAUAUGGAUGGUUCUCAUCAGGUGCAUUAUCAUUUUAAAUUGUUAUAGGGAUGACCAAAGCAAUAUCAAGCACUUGUAGCUGUUUCUAUGUUACUGAAAUGUUGUGUUUUACAACAUUUGAAAAUGUUAUUUGAAAUAGUGUUAUUGUGUUAUUUA
Esox lucius (northern pike) is the source of this 3229-nucleotide messenger RNA. RefSeq names its product C-X-C chemokine receptor type 3-like. Gene Ontology annotation, molecular function: chemokine receptor activity. Lineage: Eukaryota; Metazoa; Chordata; Actinopteri; Esociformes; Esocidae. Gene Ontology annotation, cellular component: membrane. The transcript has 3 exons. The record is from RefSeq and is a predicted model, not a curated record. The coding region runs from base 1481 to 2617 and encodes 378 amino acids. Gene Ontology annotation, biological process: chemotaxis; G protein-coupled receptor signaling pathway; immune response.